Molecule: messenger RNA, 1171 nt
Organism: Paramuricea clavata
Lineage: Eukaryota; Metazoa; Cnidaria; Anthozoa; Malacalcyonacea; Plexauridae
Source: the annotation of a GenBank genome assembly
CCCGCUUACCAGGCUGUCUCACUAAGCGGGCCAGCCCAGCUUCCAUAUAAACACAAAGGUUCCAACCGACUAAUUUAUAAAAGCAUCAGAAAUUUCAUUGGUAGCACGGGUCAAACAUGGCAAGAAAUGUUCAUGAAAAAUACAGCUGAAUUCGUCAGUAAAACUUCGCUCUGCUUGUCUAUGAAUAUUAUGAUUACUGAUUAGGUUCAUUGUGUCAACAAAAUUACUGGGAUUUGUAUAUUUGUAUGUCCACCUAGUAUACUAUAGCCAAACUGGGAUUUGUGUAUUUAUUUGUCAUGCUUAAUUAAAACUCGUAUUUUUCAACACAACUCUGCAAAUUAAAAUGCUUAACAACGUUUACUUCAUCAACAUUCAAUGACCAAAGAGAAUAUACUGGACAUGCAUCCAAACCCGUUAUUAAUUAAGCAGAGCGAACUCAAGUUAAAUCUGUGAACUCUAGCUGACAAUUUAAAAAGAUAGCAAAUUGAAAUGUCGGAUUGCCAGUCGAUAAAACACCACAAGACAAAUUCUUGAUGCUUUGGUAAGUACCUUUGAUAAGUGUAAUAAAAAUAACACAACACCACCGAUUACCUUACCUUAAACCGCAGGAAAAACCCCAAAACAACAGCUAAAAUCUCCUUCUGUCUUCGCAAAAUAUGGAAAGCACAUGGGAACACAAAGACGCCGCACGAAACCGGAAACCGAGGCAACUGCCAUGAACACGAAAGCGAGGCAGAUGUUACAUCCAAAAAAUCUCAAAAGGACACAGCAUCCAGCCGUGACGUCACGAUUAGGAAGCGUUCUCCUUCGUCGAACGCAAUUAAAAAUUUACAAUAUUCAAUCAGGAGGUCUACUCAAAAUCAUCAUGCCUAGACCUGCUAGGCGAAAACGAGAAAAAGAAAAAGAGCUUGCAGAAACAGCUAAAAGGAUGCGGAAACUGACAAGUUUUUUUAAUAGCGCGCCAACUAAAGAGGUCGACUUUGGGUCUAAUUCGACACAACCGUCAACAACGGAAACUCCACCAACCUGUUCAUCUCAUCAUUCUGAUUCCGAAUCAAAUUUCAAUGAUCCUGGCCCUACCUCCUCUUCAGAGAUACAAGUCGCGCAGCCGACCGAGCUAUCUACUCCCACAGCUUCUGACAACCUAGCGUCUGACAACCACAGCUUCUGA